Molecule: messenger RNA, 613 nt
Organism: Paramecium primaurelia
Lineage: Eukaryota; Ciliophora; Oligohymenophorea; Peniculida; Parameciidae
Source: the annotation of a GenBank genome assembly
AUGAAUAAAAUUUUAUUAAUUGCUCUUCUGUUAUUAUGUAUCUCUGGAAGGAGAUUCCAUAAACAAGAUGAAGAAAAUCUACCAGGAUAAAAUAGUGAAGAAGAAUAAUCAUAGUCCUAAAAUGGAGAAGAUUAAUAAAGUGAAGAAGAAAACAGUUAGCCAGCUGAUGACUGGCCUACAGGUGAGGAUGAUGGUGAACAUUAAUGGACAAGUGAGGAGGAAGAAAAUGGUGGAGAAGGAGAAAAUAGUGAAGAGGGUUAAGGAGAAGGUGAAGAUGAAGGAGAAGGUGAAGGAGAAGGUGAAGAUUAAGGAGAAGAUGAAGACCAAGGUGAGGGAGAAGAUCAAGGUGAAGGGGAAGGACAAGGAGAAGAUUAAGGUGAAGGAGAUAAUGGAGAUAAUAGUGAAAAUGGAGACAAUGGUGACAAUGGAGACAAUGGUGACAAUGGAGACAAUGGAGACAAUGGUGACAAUGGUGACAAUGGAGACAAUGGAGACAAUGGAGAUGAAAAUAGAAAGUAGAGUAGAGUCCAUAAAAAAUUAAAUGAACACUUUAGAGGAAGACCUUGAAUCAAUAACAUUUGAUCAUAAGAUUUUCUAACAGUAAAUGUUAAAU